UCAAAAAUCAAGGGGUGGGACUGCCUUUUUUUUUUUACACUUUCUUUCAUACUCAAGCACAAUGCCGAACGCAAGGAAAAAGAGGCAGGCAAAGAAUGAAGAUUUCAAGAAAACUCGACUGAAAGUCGGUAAAAAGAAGGCUGUCGCUGACAACUUCACUGACACUUCAUUCAAGUCCAAGACUAUUAGUCUACCAAAUCAGAGCAUUACUGAAGACAAAAGCAAUCUCUUGACGAAUUCUCGAAAUUUAACGUUAUCGACCUUGUUGUCACAAAUGCGACAUUACAGUGCGGGCACCCGUAAAGAGGCCAUACAACAGAUCCAAGACAUGUGCGAGAAGCACCCAGGUUUACUUUCAGCAUCACUAAACUCAAUUGUCAACGCAAGUUUGAAGAUCCUUGUUGAUGAAGAUCGAGAUGUACGCAAAGCUCUGUUACAAUUUCUAAAAAGCUCGUUCCCGGAAUUAGAAAAGACCGAAAUCGUACCAUUUUUGUCAUUGUUGACUAUCUACACCUGCUCAGCAAUCACUCACAUUUAUGAAGAUGUGAGGGCAGACGCCAUCAAGUUUAUGGAUUUGUGGAUUGAUUUAGCACCAGAGUUCAUCGUAUCAAGAUAUUGGGAUAAGGUAUUGGGAAACUAUAUCUCCUUGAUCGCCGUAGACUCCAAUGCAUCAAAUAUUUCAAAAGCCCAUGUUUCUGGUUUACCUAAUAUGACAUCAAACAUGACAAGCUCGUCAGUGAAGAAUGUAGCCUCCAAGAGUGGCCUUCAUUCUCACAAGGCUAAAGUUGAUGUCUUGUCUAGCAUUUAUAACCUUCUCAAUGCUGGCUUGUCUCGCGGCUCCAAUGACCCUUAUUGGUUCUUUGUUGAGUACUUGAGUGACGAGAGUGCUAAAAAGAGAUUUCGUCUGAAGUUUUUGAAUAAGCAAGAUGGUGGUGACAUGGAUCAAAUCACUUGGCAUGCAGAUGGAACGGUGAAUUAUAAACCAAGCGACCCCAAGGCGCAGUCAUUCGCGCCAACACUUACCAAUUCAGCCUAUGCUACUUCCUCGUUCUCUCAUCUGAAUUUAUUUGAAAGCACCGAUAUAAAUAGUGGGACGGGAAUCACUGCUAAAGAGCAAGGAAAAUCAAACACAUCAGAUGAGUCUGCCCCAGACAGCAAAUCAACUGCCAGCCGAGAAUAUGAUAACACUAAGUCAUUAAUUCAAAUUUUCCAACCUUCUCUACUAUCUGCAUGGCUAGAUACGGCCCCAUCUGUGUUCUCAGCAUCCGCACCGAUAACGUACACGCCAGCUUUACAAACCCUUCACCUUGUACUCAAAAUUAUGGCUGUACUUUGGAGAGCAUCACUAAACGACAAUAUUGGUGAAGACAUGACAAUUGGGUUUUUAAAUACUCAACUAGAAGUCAUUCUGAAACACUUUAUGACAUAUUUCCCAUACGGCCGAGAUAGUCUAGGACGACGAGAUCAAAAGGCUGAUGCAACCAUUCAAGAAAUGAAUAUCAUCAUUUGCGAAUUGACAUCACUGUUUUUAAUGGCUAUAAAAACCAUCCAGGCUAGAGAGAUGGCAACUUUCAAUACUUCAUCGUCCAAGCUGACUCAAGUAAAAGCAAGUGGCAAACGUAAACAACCUGUAACAGAAAAACCGCAAGCGCUAGCAUCCUGGACUGAUCAUGUUGUGGAUCAUGUCCUCGACUUACUAGGAAGAGAAAACCUUAAUCAGAAUGCCGCUAAGAAACCAAAAUUAACUGUCAUGCCUGAGGGUAUGACAACAGCCACAAGUGACUUUAGAGCAGAUCAGCUGCAGGCGUUACUUCCAAGCAUUUGGGGUUUGCUCAACAGCUUACCAACUGACGAGCAAACUGAACUAUUCGAAGCCUUUUUAGCCUAUUAUAAUCGACUUGGGGCGAACUCGCAAUCUAAACAUAUUGCAUUAGGAUUUUUGUCCAGGGUGUAUAUGAUUCAAUUUGAGCCCCAAUACAAUGGCAAUUUCACUGUUCGUCACAACGCCAUAUUUACCGAAAAGAUGCGCGUAUGGCUACUGACUUUACCGAAGUUGCUAUGGGAGAUCAGAUCUAAUAACUUGGAGACUACUGCAAAUAUUCUGGACUUGUUAUGUAGCGUGGCCAAACAUGGUGGGGAGAAGCUUUUUGGACAACAGUUCUUCGUUUCUUUGCAAAUGUCGCUCAUUCCCUACUUUUUCGUCAAUUUGUCAACAAAAGGAGAAGUAUUUGGACCUUUCAUCUCCUUACCACAUCAGCAACAACGACAGGUUGUUGAAUUCCUUUACUACUCUAGCAACAUACCCGAAAAGCUGCUGACUGCCAUAAAUAGAUGCAGACAAGAUGAUAUACUCUCCUCAGAGACGCAAUGCUACUUCCAAGAAAUACUUCAUCUUUAAACAUGUAUGGCUCAAUCCCUUCAUCAAUUUCUAGUAUGUGUAGGAACAUCACAGCCAUGAGGUAGCUUGAGCCUACCUGAUUUUUGUACAUAAAGUUUUAAUAAAAAAUUUAGUGCACUAAUA
Molecule: messenger RNA, 2521 nt
Organism: Umbelopsis ramanniana AG
Lineage: Eukaryota; Fungi; Mucoromycota; Umbelopsidomycetes; Umbelopsidales; Umbelopsidaceae
Exons: 15
Coding region: 62-2398 (778 amino acids)
Biological process (GO): rRNA processing
Cellular component (GO): nucleus
Source: RefSeq, a predicted model, not a curated record